AAUAUAAAACUAAGGAAUGGAAGUCUUAAAGUAACUAAAAAAUAUUGCUUCUUUGGGAAAUAAAUACAAUUUAACAUAAGAAUCCUAAAGAUCUUUACAAUAUAUAAAAAAAUAUAAAUAAAACUCCAUGGAUUUAAUAAUAAACGAAGAAAUAUUAUAAGGAUAAAGCGAUAGCCAAGAAGUUAAUCCGUUAAUAUUUACAAAAAAAUAAACUAAUCUUUUAAGGUAAAGCAAGUAAACGCCUUAAUGGAUGAUAGCAUUUGAAAACUAUUUAAAUAUAGUUUGCUAGAUGUAUUAUAAAAAAAUUUUAAUAUAAAAGAUCUACUAAUAAUUCCAGGAGAAAACAAAGAUUUUAAUCCUUAAAGCAUAUAAAAUGAAUAAUGUAACUUAGAGAAAAAAAAAGAGGACGAAAAAUAAAUAUAAAGCAAACAUUAAAUAGUUAAGGGACUAAAAAUAACAAUGAAAUA
This is a messenger RNA of Ichthyophthirius multifiliis, 467 nucleotides long. RefSeq lists its product as hypothetical. Lineage: Eukaryota; Ciliophora; Oligohymenophorea; Hymenostomatida. The record is from RefSeq and is a predicted model, not a curated record. The annotation marks the transcript as partial. The transcript is spliced from 3 exons.